AUGAAAGCUUUGAUACUUGUGGGAGGCUAUGGUACGAGAUUACGGCCUUUGACACUCUCAAAACCCAAACCCAUGGUGGAAUUUGCUAAUAAAGCGAUGGUAGUCCGCCAAAUAGAAGAGCUAAAAAAGUCUGGCGUUUCUAUUAUUAUUCUCGCCGUCAACUACCGGUCGAACGUGAUGGAAAAGUUUUUGAAAGAUUAUGAAAAACUGCUUGACGUAAAGAUUAUCGUUUCUGAAGAAAAUGAGUCUUUAGGGACGGCCGGCCCUCUGGCCUUAGCUCGAGAUAUCCUCCAAUCAGAUGAUGAACCUUUUUUUGUUUUGAAUAGCGAUGUUGUUUGCAACUUUCCUUUCGAUAAACUUUUGCAAUUUCAUAAAUCACACGGUAAAGAAGGUACAAUAUUGGUUACUAAAGUCCCUAAUCCGUCGGCUUACGGGGUUAUUGUGAGCAAAUCAAAUGGAGAAAUUAUUCAAUUUGUCGAAAAGCCAUCCGUUUACGUUUCGAAUCGAAUCAACGCCGGAAUUUACAUUUUUGAGACUUCAAUACUAAAGCGCAUUGAAUUAAAGCCAACUUCUAUAGAAAAAGAAGUUUUUCCGUUUAUGGCCCACGACAAGGAGUUGUACUGCAUGGAUCUUGACGGUUUCUGGAUGGACAUAGGCCAGCCUAAAGAUUAUUUAACGGGAUUGGCUCUCUAUUUGGACCACCUGCAAAAAACUGCCAGCAAAGAACUUUCGGAAGGCCCCAAUAUUAUUGACCCCGUGCUUAUUGAUCCUUCGGCUAUUAUUGGACAAGACUGCAUUAUUGGGCCGCACGUGGCUAUUGGUGCUAAUGUUCUGAUAGAAAACGGCGUGCGAAUAUCGCGUUCCUGCAUUUUAGACGGCUCUACUAUUAAAAGUUACGCGUGGAUACACUCUUCUAUUAUUGGCUGGAAGUCAAGUGUUGGAAAAUGGUGUCGAGUUAAUAAUAUUUCUGUUUUGGGCGAGGACGUUACUAUAAACGAUGAAUUUUAUAUAAAUGGCGCUAAAAUUUUACCGCACAAAACUAUUUCUGAAGAUAUUCACGAACCGAAAAUUAUAAUGUGA
Zophobas morio is the source of this 1080-nucleotide messenger RNA. RefSeq names its product mannose-1-phosphate guanyltransferase beta-like. NCBI's taxonomy places the organism in Eukaryota, Metazoa, Arthropoda, Insecta, Coleoptera, Tenebrionidae. The record is from RefSeq and is a predicted model, not a curated record. Gene Ontology annotation, molecular function: GTP binding; mannose-1-phosphate guanylyltransferase (GTP) activity. The coding region runs from base 1 to 1080 and encodes 359 amino acids. Gene Ontology annotation, cellular component: cytoplasm. Gene Ontology annotation, biological process: GDP-mannose biosynthetic process. The transcript has 11 exons.